Messenger RNA from Blepharisma stoltei, 313 nucleotides. NCBI's taxonomy places the organism in Eukaryota, Ciliophora, Heterotrichea, Heterotrichida, Blepharismidae. The record is from the annotation of a GenBank genome assembly.
AUGAGCAACUGAAAUGAGCAUAAAUAUGAAUUAUGCGAAGAUACUGUAAGAAGUUAUAUAGGCUCGAAAUAAGUUUUUGGAUUGCUAUUACAACUGGGCUAGGCUUAAUGAUUUUUGACUGAAAAAAUCUAAUGUAAUUUCAACUCAGGUGCAAGUAUCCUUUGCAAUCGUGAUUAUUGGGGUCUUUGGCAUUCUUUCCACAGGAAGAAUCUUAAUUUAUUUCUCUUUUUAUUUAUCACCUGGAUUUAGAAUUAUUUUGAGAUUGAUGUAUGCUUAUUUAAGAGACUUGGAUCCUUCAAGAUUGGAGGCAUAG